This is a messenger RNA of Melospiza georgiana, 1995 nucleotides long. RefSeq names its product cytoskeleton-associated protein 2-like. The transcript is spliced from 9 exons. The record is from RefSeq and is a predicted model, not a curated record. Lineage: Eukaryota; Metazoa; Chordata; Aves; Passeriformes; Passerellidae. The coding region runs from base 271 to 1179 and encodes 302 amino acids. Gene Ontology annotation, cellular component: mitotic spindle; centrosome; cytosol.
CGCCAAGGUUGUCGGGAGUGCCGGCGGCGGUUCGGCGGCGGCGCCCGGGACGGAGCGGGCGGGAGCGACGGCAAACUGAGGAGCCAGCUGCAGAACUGCCAAGUAGCCAAGGAAAGGCUGAAAUGCACAAGUGCCAAACCCACUUGAAAGAACAGGAUUUAUCAUCGAAACCCACCCUCAGAACUGGUCUCUAAACUCAAGCAUAACCAUCAGACUAAAGAAGACCCACCUCUGAAAAAAUUCAGGGAAGCCUUGAAAAAAUAAAGAAGCAUGUCACAAAAUACAAAUAACCAGCCUUUGCAGCUUAAACCAGAGCUGCCAAAGGCAAGUGACAUGCACGCUCGGCCUGUUCCAAGGACUCCGGGAACUACAGAUGAGCGCAGGAAACAGCUGGAGGAGUGGUUGGCAGCCAAAGGCAGGACAUACAAGCGGCCGCCAAUGAGGUUGCUUCAGAAGCAGGCGGUGAUACCAUCCUGCAGAAAGGGCAAGCCAACAGAGAAACAAGAGCAGCACUUCCGAGCCCAGGCAAACAGCAUAUUAACUGAGUGCCUGCAGCUCAUUGAGGAGGGUGUCCAUGCAGAGGAGAUCUCAACAGUGCUGUCCCUUGUGCCCCAGGCAGAGAAAUUUGCCAAAUUCUGGAUCUGCCAAGCAAAGCUGCUGGCCCGGAGUGGCCCCUUUGAUGUGUUGCAGCUGUACAGAGAAGCAGUCAGCGCUGGGGCUGAGCCAGUUGAAGAUCUCCGAGAAACUGCUCUCACUAUUUUGAAGGAUGCAGGCCAGAAACUGGAAGGAGCAAAGGAAGAAGAAGCCCCUCCUCGGGCGCCUAUCACACCUUGUCCCGCUGAGAGGCGUCCUUUAGCAUCAACUCCGGGCCUGGUGGGGAGGCACAUGACCUCCCUCCCUCCCUCAGUCAAGUUACUGGUUACAUCAGCAACCAGAGGAAGGGAAUUGCCAGAACACAGAGAAUUUAAAUUUCUAACCCCUGUGCGGCGCUCCCUGCGGACUGAGAGGGCUCGGAGUCGCUACCCAGAGAUGCUAAAGGACCAUGACCCUGUGGUGUCAGCCCUCAGUGAAAUCCUGGCUGCCGAGGAGGAGACACGCUUCUUCUUCCGGAGGAACAAGGCUUUGCCUGAAGUGACAGAGCUGGAGGGCUUGAGUUCAUAUCCACCCAAGAGCCCCUGACGGUUCCCAGCAGGAGCAGGCUGCCUUGUACACAUUCCCCUGACUGCUCUUGCUGCCCCUCAGAUGUAGGGGGGAGGUUUUGGCACAGAAUAAGUAUCUCUCUGUGGUCAUUUGGCCAGAAAUGAGAUUUCUGGGAUGCUGUGAUCACUACCACCAAACCACCAAUGUGGUCAACCACCAAUGUUUGACCACCUGAUAAGACAUGGUGUGAUGUGACAUUGUAUUAUAUAGCGCUCCACAUGGUACUAUGUGAUAUCAUGCCACACCUUGUAAUGCCAUGCUGCUCGUUGUCCUGCUGCCCACCAUGCCAUUUGCUGGCCAUAGCUGGGGCAGAGGUGACAGUUUCAGGCAGCUGCCAGGGAUCCACUAUGAGAUGCCCACUUCAGUCACCUCCCAGCUGUGGUGCGGGCAUGGAGACAGAGUAGUGGAGGGUCCUGCAUGGGUCACGGUGGUUCCUGGGCUGUGGGGUGGCCCCCCAUGCCCUGGAUUUUCACCCAAAAAGCAGCCAAAGCAGAAGGAUUUUCCCAUCUGUAACUCCAUCCCCCAUGAGUAAUGAGCUGAGCCAUGCUGUCCUAGAAAACUUUUUAUUUCCACCUCCAUCCACAUACAAGUUAAAAGCAAAAAUAAAUAAGGGGUACAACAAGUAAGUACCAAAGCAAUGGGAAGACACAAUAAAUAAAUACAUAUAUAUAAACUGGGGUGGCUCGAGCCCAUGGGGCCCAGAGCUGCUAUUUCACAUGAAAUAGAUGAGGAGAGAGGUUGUGUCCCAGGGGUUGUACUUAGUACAUACAGCCUGAAAACCGGUGACUGCCGGUU